This is a messenger RNA of Sebastes umbrosus (honeycomb rockfish), 2503 nucleotides long. It is a transcript of the gene actr8, whose product is annotated as actin related protein 8. NCBI's taxonomy places the organism in Eukaryota, Metazoa, Chordata, Actinopteri, Perciformes, Sebastidae. The record is from RefSeq and is a predicted model, not a curated record. The transcript has 13 exons. Gene Ontology annotation, cellular component: Ino80 complex. The coding region runs from base 151 to 2088 and encodes 645 amino acids. Gene Ontology annotation, biological process: regulation of DNA-templated transcription; double-strand break repair.
UACCACGUGAUCAAAACACGGACGUAGAAUCUACCGCUGCCACAACACGACUUUCCUCUUUCUGCUCGCCUCCUUGAAGCGCUUCACAAGCAACAAGGAGGGUCUCAUUACAUUAGACCAUUUAGUCAAGACUAAAUCUUACCAGCAACUAUGACUCAGGCUGAGAAAGAACAGGACAACGGGAAGGAGAAAGAAAAGGAGCGAGACAAGGAGAAAGAGAAGGAGCAACAACGAGGAGUGAAGAGACCCAUCGCUCCUCCUCUCAUCCCAGACCCCCUGCAGGAGCAAAUACAGAGCAAUUUCAUAGUCGUCAUCCACCCUGGGUCGAGGACACUCCGCAUUGGCCGAGCAACAGACACUUUGCCGGUGAUACUCCCACAUGUGAUAGCACGCAGACACAAGCAAACUGGACAGCCCAGAUACGAAGACGCCUGGCUGUUGAGAGACGGUCUAAAUAAAGCAGAGAGUAAUGAGCAGAGGCAGAAUGGGCUUAAAAUGGUCGACCAGGCCAUCUGGUCCAAGAAGAUGUCCAACGGAGUGCGGAGGACACCUGUGUCCGCUGAACAGGCCAGAGCUUAUAACUGUCAGAUCCGUCCGGCAGUACUUGACGGCAGCUCCAGGGUGAAGUGGACCAACACUGCCCACCAGCCUCCUCAUCUGGUGGGAGAGGAGGCUCUUCACGUGAAUCCAUCUGACUGUUACAACAUCCACUGGCCUGUAGUCAGAGGUCAGCUUAAUGUGCACGCCGGCCCCGGAGGCUCGCUGACCGCCGUCCUGGCCGACCUCGAGACGAUCUGGAGUCACGUUAUUCAAAAGCAACUGGAGAUCCCCCUCAAAGACUUAAAGUAUUACAGAUGCAUCCUAUUGGUUCCCGACAUCUACAACAGGCAGCACAUCAAAGAGGUUGUCAACAUGCUGCUGCUUAAUAUGGGCUUCUCAGCAAUCAUCGUGCACCAGGAGUCGGUGUGUGCUACAUUUGGCAGUGGGUUGAGCAGUGCUUGUGUCGUGGAUGUGGGAGACCAGAAGACCAGUCUUUGCUGUGUAGAGGACGGAGUGUCCCACCGCAACUCCAGGCUGUGUUUGGCGUACGGCGGCUCAGAUGUGACCCGUACUUUCUUCUGGCUCCUGCAGAGGGCCGGCUUUCCCUACAGAGACUGUCAGCUGUCCAGCAGACUGGACUGUCAGCUCCUGCAGCAUCUGAAAGAGACCUUCUGCCAUCUAAACCAAGACAUAUCAGGACUAAAAGAUCAUGAAUUCCAGACACGUUUCCCAGAAGCCCCAGCUCUUCUCUACCAGGUUCGACUAGGCGAUGAGAAAUUACAGGCACCCAUGGGUCUUUUCUACCCGACCACAUUUGGCAUUGUAGGUCAGAAGAUGACAUCACUACAGUACCGUUCCCAAGGCGACUCUGAGGAUCCUCAUGAUGAACAUUACCUGCUGGCUACACAGAGCAAACAGGACCAGUCGUCCAAAUCUGCUGCAGACCGCAAGGGUAUUUCCAGACCAGGUGGUGGUGUGGAUGGUGAGAUGAGCGGUCAGGGAGGGAUCGGGGAGCUCUCUGACCUGACCAGGGGCUGUGGGAGUGGCGGCGGCGGAGGAGGAGGAGGGAUGAAGGGGGAGAUGGAGUUUGGGCCUGCGCAGGGGGAGUGUCUGAUGGGGGCAGGAGAGGUGGAAGAGCCGCUGUCUGCUCACCUCUCCAGGAAGACCGCUAUCAUGAGCCAGUUUGAGAGCAAAGCCCUGGGCCUGGAUAAGGCCAUCCUGCAUAGCAUCGACUGCUGUGCAUCAGAUGAAACCAAACGCAAGAUGUACAGCUCCAUCCUGGUGGUGGGAGGAGGGCUCAUGUUUCACGGUGUUCAGGAGUUUCUGCUUCACCGCAUCAUCAACAAGAUGCCGCCCUCAUUCAGAAGGCUGGUAGACAACGUGGAAGUUAUCACGCGGCCAAAGGACAUGGACCCUCGGCUGAUAUCGUGGAAGGGGGGAGCAGUGCUUGCAUGUCUGGACACCACUCAGGAGAUGUGGAUCCACCAGAGGGAAUGGCAGCGCUUCGGUGUACGAAUGCUUCGCGAGAGAGCUGCCUUUGUCUGGUGAAACCAAACUGAUUUUACUUGAAUCUAACACUGUGUCUACACAGGAGGAGGAGGAGGAGUGAGAGCAGCAGUUUCAGUGCUCAGUGUCUACACAGGAUGUAUCUGGCACAAUUCACCAUGCAGAAAGACAUGGCAGCUCAGAAUGAUCACUUGAUCAGAUUCAUCCAGUAGAUAAAACAGUGUUGUAGAAUGAAAAGCUCAAGUGUUUCUCUAGAGGCAAAAAUUUAAACCAGGACACCAUCUCUGUGCAUAGUAGGGAAGUAUAUUGUGUUGUUUCAUCCAUCAGAAACCCAGAUGAGGUCAUUGUGUAACCUUUGAACAGUCUUUAAUAAUAUUCUGUAAAUAAUACUGCAAUUCUUCCAUCUAUAUGGAUGUUUGGAUGUCUGUAAAUAAACCCAUCAUACUUGGAUACACAA